GUGGCAACCGCGCUUCAUAGCUUGAUGAACGAGAUCAGGUGCAUCGUUAAUUUUCGGAGCUUCUCGGUAGGUUUAUUCUUCUUUUGUGAAUCAUGCGAAUUGCGAAUCAAUAAGGCCGAUCAAGGUCUUGGCAUUUUCAAGAAAUGACAGGUGCGUAUUCAGGGAAGUGGACUCGCAAAUAAUAUACAAAUUUGAGCUGACUCUUUCAUUUUUUAAUACUUUAUGAUAUUCUAAAUUUGGCGAUUCAAAAAACCCAUCACUAGUAUCGAGGAUGACAGCUUCCAUGUGACAGUUAAUUUAAGAUUAAAGGUUAAAAUCCUGUUUUUAACAUUUUUGAAUGGAUAAUUUUCUGAAUAACAUUAAUAAUGAUCACAUAAAAAUCUCAGAUUUUGUUGUUAUACUGGGACACCUGAUGCCUCAAUGAUGAAUGAUCAUGUUAAGACGUGUGAUACACAAUGGAACAAUCUACCAAGACAUAUUGUCCAAAAAUCAUGUCUUGCUAGUUUUGGAUUCCAAAAGAAGAUGUAGUCAUGAGAAAGACAUUAUACAUACCAGUGUGCCUACAAAAAAUGCUCCUGAUGAUAAAGUAGUGUCAGAAGGACCCCCUGAAGAACCAACAAAUUGCUGUAUGUCUGGAUGUCCAACAUGUGUGUGGUUAGAUUAUGCGGAGAAGCUGGUUGAAUAUUACAAAGAUGGAGAUGAAAAAGCUCUCAAGGAGAUAGACGAGAAAAUAACUGAUCCGAGCUUGAAGUCAUAUUUGUUUUUUGAACUACGUAUGAGACUCAAAAAGAAAUAAAUAUUGUUAGAAAGUA
Molecule: messenger RNA, 812 nt
Organism: Acanthoscelides obtectus
Lineage: Eukaryota; Metazoa; Arthropoda; Insecta; Coleoptera; Chrysomelidae
Source: the annotation of a GenBank genome assembly